CAAAACAGGGAGUGUAAUGUGUAUUAUUCCCGCCAAGUAUCUGUCAAAAAAGCAAAAAUCGGGAAAGUUUACGGCUGUAUCAUAUUGAUUUUAUUUAAUUUAAUCGUACAUUAUUGGUAGUUAAUCAUUAAUACUUUUAUUAAGAAAAAUGUCGAAUCAAGAAGAAAGUGACGAAAAUUGGAUUGCUGCUAUGGACGAUCUAUGUUCGCAAUUAAAUGUAGAUCCAGGGGCUACAAAAAAAUCAAAGGAUUCAUUUGCUGAAAUAAAACGAAACUUUACUUUAGAAGGUGACUCACUACAUUGGAUGGCAUGUGCUCUCUAUGUUGCAUGUAGAACAUCCAUCACACCUACAGUUGAAUCAGGGAAGGCAGUAAAAGGAAACUGUGUUAGUUUAACAAGAUUACUUAGACUAUGUAAUAUAAGUCUAAUUCAAUUUUUCACUAAAAUUAAGAACUGGAUGGAUAUGACUUUAAUGCCAUCUGAUUUUAAAGACAAAAUCAGUAGAUUAGAGCACAAAUUUGCUGUAUCAACUAUUUUAUUUAGAAAAUUCCAACCACUGUUUCAAGAAAUCUUCAUGGGGUUAACAAAUGAACCAGUAAAAAUAAAAAGUAGCAAAAAACAUAAACUUCAACCUUGCAGUACCAAUGCAUUAUUUAACUUUACUUGGUGCCUCUACAUAAGUGUAAAAGGAGAGUUCCACAAUUCAGCUGAUGAUCUUGUGGACAUGUAUCAUUUGCUUCUGUCUUGUUUAGACUUUAUGUAUGCUAAUGCAUUUAUGGCAGACCGAAGGGAUAUAUUGAAUCCCAAUUUUAGAGGUCUCCCAAGUGACUGGUCAGAAGAUGACUAUGAACAACCAAAUCAUCCACCCUGUAUAAUAUCAGUACUGUGCGAACUUAAAGAUGGACUUGCAGUGCAGGCCAGGACUAUGAAGGACUACAGCUGGAAUAGAGUUAUCAAAUCGUUCUUUGAAAAAGGAAUUUUAAAUGGCGACAGUGAGGAUCAUUUAGGAGUUUUAGAUAUUGGAAACUUUGAUGUCAAUGUGAAAUCACUAAACAAUUUAUAUGAGACCUAUGUACUCAGUGUUGGAGAAUUUGACGAAAGAAUAUUUUUAGGUGACCACGCUCAAGAACACAUCGGUACUAUCAAGAAAGUGUCCGAUACUGAAAUAUCACAAGUCAUAGCCAAUUUUGGACCGAGUAACAAAGGCUGCCCAGACACGCCUCUAACAGGGCGGAGGUACCUCGGACGAAGAGCUGAAGAGCUUACCCCAGUCUCGGAAGCAAAUAACAGUUUAGCCAGACUGGCGUCAUUCCUCAGGCAAUCAAAGCCGCAACCCUCCGCUUGUCUAAUGAAACUCUUUGCCGAAUGCGGCGUAAGCGACGAAACAAUAACGAAGAAAGUGAUAGAACCUUGCAACACUUGGAUGGAACAAUUUGCUGAAAGCCUUUUAGAGAAUCAAUGUAGUUCAGAAACCAUAGCCUACAGAUGCAAUAUGGUCACGUGUUUAUAUUACAAGGUCUUCGAACAUAUUUUACGCGAGGAGCAUCGGAAGAAGCCACAGGUAUCUUUGCAGGUUCUAUUAUCACAAGAGACAUAUCAGUUGACAGUUUACGCGUGUUGUACUGAGGUAGUGCUGCACUCAUAUGGGGUUCAUUCGCUGAGGUUCCCCCGGGUCUUGCAAAUAUACAACCUUAGCGCUUUCCACUUCUACAAGAUCAUUGAGCUAGUCGUUAAGGCCGUGGUGGAGAAAUUAAGUAGGGAUGUCAUCAAACAUUUAAAUGCUGUCGAAGAGCAAGUCCUGGAGUCACUAGUCUGGACCGCAGAUAGUCCAUUGUGGGACCAACUGGAUAAUACAUCUGUUCCGCCCUCGGCUAAGGUCACGAUACCUGAGUCACCGUUAAGGAGAGGUAUCCAUUCACCAAUGUCGACGGUUGACAGAUACCCUCCUUUGAUGGCGGACCAGGCGAAGAAGCAGUUGUUCAAAGAUAAUGUUAAGCCAGGCCAAUCGUUAUUAGUACAAACAAAUACAAAGAAUGAAACUAGUCCUCCAACAUCCUCAAAUGGUGAAAUCACUCCAAAGACCCCAAACACUACGCCUAAGAAGAAUAAUAAUUCGCUCAUGUUGUUCUUUAGAAAGUUCUAUAGCUUAGCUGUGGUCCGUAUGAACGACCUUUGUAUGCGGCUUCGUCUCACCGAUGACGAAUUGAAAAGAAAGAUUUGGACCUGUUUGGAGUACUCAAUAAUGCAUCAGACGCAGCUGAUGAUGGACAGGCAUCUAGACCAGAUCUUGAUGUGCGCUGUUUAUGUUAUUUGUAAGGUAUCGAAUAGCCCCACCAAUCAAGUGGAGCGAACGUUCACAGAUAUAAUGAGAUGUUACAGAGCGAGGCCCCUCGCUGAUAAUCACGUCUAUAGAUCGGUGCUUAUUAACAACACCAAGGAAGGUUCACCAGAGAGAGGAGACCUUAUCAACUUCUACAAUAGAGUGUAUGUCCAAUGUAUGCAGAACUUUGCGCUCCGGUUCACUGGAAGAAAUCGAGAUGAGAGCAGCCUUUCGCCGUUGCCAGCAGCGCGUGGCGACGCGACCUACUCCCCCGGCGGACAACGCGUGUCUGGCGCACCUCAGCUCUCCGUCAAGACCCUCACUGCCUCCCCGCCCCCUCCCCCGCCUCACAAACACCAUCUCACUUAUCGGUUUAGCCGGAGUCCCGCUAAGGAUUUACACGCAAUAAACACGCUCGUGUCGUGCGAAGUGGGCGGAUUGAAGCGAGUGUCAGAAACGGAGGAAGUGGUGAAGCGGGCUCGUUGCGGAAGUGCUGGAGUAGCCCGGAAGCUGCAGGGACUUGUCAGCGAUCGACAGGCUUUGUGAGAUGACUGCUUAAGCUGAGAUUAAUUUAAUUUUCUCCAACUUUGAAAUGAAAAUCAUAGCUCUCUAGGCACUUUUUGACGAAAAAUUUAACAUCAAAUCAAUAUAUGUCACAAAUUUGCUCUUGCAAACUCUUUGACGAAUUAAGUGACGUUUAAUGUAAUAAGUAAAUCAAAGAAAUCAAAACGUAUAGUCAUCGUCAGUUUUAAUACAAUUCUGUGUCACCGUGUAGGUAUUUUAACCGGAUUUCAAAGGAAGGUGAUCAAUUCGACGUGUAAUUUACAAACACACGGUAUAUAUAUAUAUAUAUGUAAAAAUUUGGUAUUGAUGUCAAUACACAAUCCGGUAACGAAAUUUCAUAUAUUAAAAAAAAUAUUUUCCUAACUUUAAUUGUGUAUAUAAUACUGGAAUAUAUAUUAUAUAUAUGGUGAUUAAGAUAUCUUUUUGACUAAACACUAACGCUGUAAUUUAUAUGUAUGGGCAUAAGCACUCGUUUUGUCACGUGACCAUUUUCAUAACAAUUUGUUUGGUGGGUGACACACGCCUGUCGGAAGAGUCAUUUUGUCUCAAGCUCAAGAACGAGGAAACAACUGUCGUGGCAGUUAUGCGAACAACUUUGAUUUAUUCACAAAAAAUAUUUUUAUUAACAGCAAGGUUUUAUAUAUAUAUUAUAGCAAUAUUUUUAAUGCCAGUUUCAAGUAAAACAACAGCAAGGUUAACUAGUUAUUUUUGAAUUUAAAAUAUUUUACUUGGCUCGUAGCGAUGUUCAGUGUUGGUUAAAUACAGUUUUACCAUACCACAGUAAACACAGUUUUAGUAGGUAAAUAAUAUCUUGUAACAGGAACAAAAAGUGUGGUCAUCAAAUCCCACGACGGUUUGAUCUAUUUGGAUUUAUAGCGACUCUUAUAUUGUGCCUACAGAUACCGGCAAACUUCUUGAGCAUUAAACAAGGAAGUGGGGGAAAGUUUGCGUAUCGUACACGGCGCCGGACACAAACGUCAAUUGAUUUACCAAUCACGCGUUCGAUACGUCACUCUCCCAAGUGAUACCUAAAAAUUGCUCCUGCGCAGGCAUGGAUAUUUGUUCAAGAUAUUUUCCGGUAUCUAUAUUUGGGCAUGUUAAUAAACACAAGUAAUUUUUGUUACCAUGAUUACAGUUUUGAGGGAAAGGCCGUAACCAUAGUAACACAUCUUUAGUCUAUAAUUUAUGUAUUGACAAUUUAUUAACAAUUAAUAAUCUGAAAAUUCCAACGUAUGGUAGAUUAAGAACGUAUGAAAGCGACAUCCGUACACUAAGUAUUUUAAUAUGAUCCCUUUUAAUUUGUUUGAUUUUAGUAUUUGCCUUUCAAACAAUAUUUUGCUAUUUGAAAAGAAAAUGUAAGAUAAAAUAUGUUGUCGGUAACUGAAUGUACCAUUUCUUUUAAUCCAUUCAGAUAAAUUUAUUAAAAAUAUGAUAAUUUCAGUCAAUACAUAAAUAAUAAAUGUAAACAUGGACUUGGACACUGACAUACGGGAAUCGUACUAGCCGAGUCUGGAAUUUGAGUAGCCGUUCGACUCUUAUGCGUCCAGCAAAAUAUCGUCUAAAAAUAGAAAAAUUGCGUGAUAUUCGUAAAACAAUGGAAUAUAAAAUGAAGUAUAUUGAUCUCAUUUAUUUAUGUUGAGCGUGAGUAUUAAGUAAGCCAUAUUUAAAAGUUGCUCACAAGACCAAUCGCACACGUGUUUUAAAUAUAUCAGGGUUUGUAUAACAAUGAAUAGUGAAAAAUCUGUAUAAUACACAAAAACAUAGGCAAAAAUCUGGCCUAUACAAUGUAAUGCGUAAUGUAUAGACACACACACAACAAAUCUUAAUUUACGCUAUAUGAAAGUUCGAGUGUAUUUUUAAUAACGCGGCGAAUAAUUCCAUGUGUGCGUUGGGUUUAAUGUAUUUAAGUCGUUUCCACUGAAGGAAAUGAUUAGUUUAAUAUUGAAACGUGUAAACAAAAUCAUUUUAAAACACAUUUAUUGUGACUAUUAUUGUAAAUGUCUCAUUAAUCACAAGUUUCUUUUAGGAUUUUAAUAAUUUCCUUAGGUAUGUCUACCUAUUUUUAAGUUCCUUUCGACUGAAUGGUGUUAAUCAGUCUUUUAUUUGCUUCCAUCUAAUUAUAUUUGUAUGUAGCGUGUAAGUUGAUCAUUGAGACAAAUUUAAAUCAAUUACGGAAAUUCCAAAUUUAAAAUGUAUAUUUCGGAUUUAAACAUUUAUUUCUAAGGUCUUAAAAUAAAGUGUAUAGUUAUAGCAGUGUUUUAAAGUCAAACCCAAUUAUUUAUGGAAUUGUUCUAAAUUUUAAAAACAUGCAUAGCUAUAGAUAUAAUUAUUAUUUGUGCUAUGAACAUUUUUUUAUCUUCUAUUCCACAAGCAAUGAAUUGAACUAAAUCAAACUAGAUUAUGUACAAAUUUUGUACAAAUCUUGUCUUGUUCAUUUUAAUAGGUGAGUAACAAUUUCCACUUAUGGAAAAACCAUUCCACGGCUUGAAACAGAAUUCAGUUCUAAUAUAGUGUAUUAGCACAACUGUUAUGAUUAAUAUUGGAAAUGGGAAAUUAAAAUUCAAUAUAUUUCACACAAUCUAAAACGUACUUUUCUUAUAGACAUCUAGUUGUCAUUAAUUAACUUACAUUUAACGCAACCUGCAACCG
Molecule: messenger RNA, 5533 nt
Organism: Pieris brassicae (large cabbage white)
Lineage: Eukaryota; Metazoa; Arthropoda; Insecta; Lepidoptera; Pieridae
Product: retinoblastoma-like protein 1
Exons: 19
Coding region: 149-2866 (905 amino acids)
Biological process (GO): cell differentiation; regulation of transcription by RNA polymerase II; negative regulation of G1/S transition of mitotic cell cycle
Cellular component (GO): chromatin; nucleus; transcription regulator complex
Molecular function (GO): RNA polymerase II transcription regulatory region sequence-specific DNA binding
Source: RefSeq, a predicted model, not a curated record